GCUGCUUCUAGGGAACUGCUAGAUCGGGAUCCCAGCGUAAAGGGGGACCGGGGCUAGAGAGCUGAGCCCUCGGUGGGUGGUCGCUCUCUCUUUCUCUCUCACUCCCGGUACUCCACUGCCUCCGCAGAGGCGCUGAGGGCGUCGUGCAGGCCAGCAGCAGCUACCCAGUUCCCGGCAGACUGAGAAAUGAGAAAAAUACCAAACCAUGGGACUCUGCGGAUGACGAAGGUGGCAUACCCCCUCGGGCUGUGUGUGGGGCUGUUCAUCUAUGUUGCCUAUAUCAAGUGGCACCGGGCCACUGCUGCCCAGGCCUUCUUCACCAUUGCUGGGGCUGCCUCAGGAGCACGGUGGACCCAGCAGGCCUUCAGCUCCCCAGGCUCAGCUACGCGCAGUCAUGAGGUCUUCUAUGGGAUCAUGUUUGACGCUGGGAGCACCGGCACGCGCAUCCAUGUCUUCCAGUUUGCCCGACCACCUGGAGAAACUCCCACCUUGACCCAUGAAACCUUCAAAGCACUGAAGCCUGGACUUUCUGCUUAUGCUGAUGAUGUUGAAAAGAGUGCUCAGGGGAUCCAGGAGCUUCUGAAUGUUGCUAAGCAACACAUUCCAUAUGACUUCUGGAAGGCCACCCCUCUGGUCCUCAAGGCCACAGCUGGUUUGCGCCUGCUGCCGGGAGAAAAGGCUCAGAAGUUGCUGCAGAAGGUGAAGGAGGUAUUCAAGGCAUCACCCUUCCUUGUAGGGGACGACUGUGUUUCCAUCAUGAAUGGCACAGAUGAAGGUGUUUCAGCAUGGAUCACCGUCAACUUCCUGACAGGCAGUCUGAAAACCCCAGGAAGCAGCAGUGUGGGCAUGCUGGAUUUGGGCGGAGGAUCCACUCAGAUCACCUUCCUCCCGCGUGUCGAGGGUACCCUGCAAGCCUCCCCGCCAGGCCACCUGACAGCACUGCAGAUGUUCAACAGGACGUACAAGCUGUACUCCUACAGCUACCUGGGGCUGGGACUGAUGUCGGCACGACUGGCUAUUCUGGGUGGUGUGGAGGGGAAGCCUGCUGAGAAUGACAAGGAACUGGUCAGCCCCUGUCUGUCUCCCCGAUUCAGAGGAGAGUGGGAACAUGCCGAGACCACCUAUAGGAUUUCAGGACAGGAGGCAGUGGACCUCUUUGAGCUGUGUGCCAGCAGGGUGUCAGAAAUCCUCAGAAAUAAAGUGCACAGGACAGAAGAGGCGCAGCAUGUGGACUUCUAUGCUUUCUCCUACUACUAUGACCUUGCGGCGAGCUUUGGCCUUAUAGAUGCAGAGAAAGGAGGCAGCCUUGUAGUCGGAGACUUUGAGACGGCAGCCAAGUAUGUGUGCCGCACCCUGGAGACACAGCCACCAAGCAGCCCCUUUGCCUGCAUGGACCUCACCUACAUCAGCCUGCUGCUCCGGGAGUUUGGUUUUCCCAAGGACAAGGUACUGAAGCUGGCUCGGAAAAUUGACAACGUUGAAACCAGCUGGGCUCUGGGGGCUAUUUUUCAUUACAUCGACUCCCUGAAGAGAGAAAAGAUUCCUGCCUUGUAGCAGCCAAGCCCUAGUCCCCACCCUAGCUGGAAUUCCAAGGCUCCCAACUCCUCUGUCCUGGAAGUGACGCCAUAGAGGAGCCUGCACCUGGCUAGGACCCUCCUCUGUGCCUGCGGUGUCACCUCCUGCAGAUUUGUCUGGGACCUGGCCCAUCCGCUAGCCCUGCUACACCACACUAGCUGGGGCAGGGCCAGGAUAGGAAUGCUGCCUGGCCUGAGGCCAUCUCCCCCCUUGCCUCCAAGUGGGCAGGGAGCCAGGUGGGACCCAGGACACAGGCUGAGAUAGAGAUGCAGCCCUGUUCUGUUCUUAUCCCGGCGAUUGUGGCUGCUUUUAUGUAUAUCUGUAACACGGGUCUUGUUUUGUCUCCAGCCCCUGUUCCCCCAUGAGCAAAGCCUUUUUCUGUCCUCCCUGAGUUGAGGGAGAUGGAGUAGACUGGCCCAGACACAGGGCAAUCUCCCGGGGACUGCAUCUAGAGUGCGUCCAUCCCUUCCUCAGGAUAGACGUGACAUUACCUGGAGGUCUGCUAUUCCAUCUCUGGAUGGUAUGGCAUUAACUGAUGUGGGGACACUGAGUAGGAAGAAGUGGGACGAUGCCUCUUCAUAGACCCGGUGUUCCAGCUUUGUAGAGCAUGGGGUUAGGAGCGGAACUAUGAGAUGUUCAGGGUCGUGUGCUCAGGCACUACCCUGUGAGCUGUGAGUGCUUUAUGUUAAAACUGAGCCCCCUUUCUGGACACAACUGUGUCCCAGUGAAUGUAUGACUGCUGUGAGCCACUUGCAGACCAGUGGGGCCGAUCAGAACCAUCCUGCCCCUUCCCCCACCCUUCUUACUGGGCUGCAGCUGGCUCCCUGUAGUCCCAUCAGUGAAUGUACAGUCUAUAGAGUGAGCUGAGCCACUGCUGUUCUACUCUGAAUAAAGGUUUACAAGGGUUUCUCUCCUUUGCCUCCUGAGUGAGCACCCAGCAUUUAAAGCUUGCCCAACUGGGACAGCAAAUGGUAGCAGUAACCAGCAACAGCAGCAGCAGGCCACCCAGGUGCCUAGACGAUUUCAGGGGCUCCCUGUUCCAGCUGUCUGCUGAGCUCCUCCCUCUCCUGGAACAUGGCUGACAGACUGGCUAGGGACAGCUCUGGGUACAUCACCGCUAGGUCAUUGUUCAACAUUGAUCAAGUUUGAUUCUGGCAUAGUCCUAAAGGGGUCACAUGAUGGGGAAAGGAUGUGGGCUCACUGAUAACCCAAAUGCUCGCAACCCCCCGAGCCUAUGGUUCACAAGGCUGGCCCUGAGAAAUGCCUCCUACCCCCAACCCUUACACCAAGGGUGCCUCUUGGACUAGCCAGUGCACAGGAACGGAAUUCUGCAGGCUAAGGGGGCAGUGAGCACUCCAACAAGCCAGCUCUCAGUUCUCUGCCACCUUUUCCGUACUGCUCAGGUCACUCCAAGAAGGUCUUGCCUCUUGAUGGUCACAUGACCCUGAAGAAACUGGGUCCUUGUACAGUGGAGCCUGCGUUGCACGACUGUAGCUGCCUUCUUGGGUGGCUUCUCACUACAGAAGCAGUAACUUCACAGGUGAAAGGUUAGAGGGAGCCUGGGUAAGACCUGACAUUCCCUGGGGGAAAGGGUGGUCCAUGGGACCCAAAUUCCAAGGUAGGGAGACCCUAGAACCAGACCAAAGGAAGCCUAGUGGUCUCCCUAAAAUAAAACCUUGAAUUGGUUUGUGUCCAAAUAAAAAGAUAAAGCAGACUGGCAGUGAUGAUAUAUGCCUUUAAUCCAAGAGGCAGGAGGAUGUCUGUGAGUUCAAGGCCAGCCUAGUCUAUAGAGCAAGUUCCAGG
Chionomys nivalis (European snow vole) is the source of this 3378-nucleotide messenger RNA. RefSeq names its product ectonucleoside triphosphate diphosphohydrolase 6 (gene Entpd6). Gene Ontology annotation, cellular component: membrane; Golgi apparatus. Lineage: Eukaryota; Metazoa; Chordata; Mammalia; Rodentia; Cricetidae. The coding region runs from base 187 to 1554 and encodes 455 amino acids. Gene Ontology annotation, biological process: nucleoside diphosphate catabolic process. Gene Ontology annotation, molecular function: GDP phosphatase activity; UDP phosphatase activity. The transcript has 14 exons. The record is from RefSeq and is a predicted model, not a curated record.